CUGGCCGGGGGGGGGGGGGGCGCGGAGCCGGGCUCCGGGCCGGCCGGGCUCCGCGCCUGUCAAACCCCUCAUUGUUCGCAGCUGAUGUCACUCGCAGUUGUGAGCGGCCGCCUCUCCCGGGGACAAUGUGGGACUGAGCGGCCCAGCCGCCGCGCCGCCGCCGCCGCCGCCGCUGGACAGCCCCAGAGAGAGCCGGCUAGGCCGUGGUGCGGACACACUCCCAGGCCGCUGUGGCCCCAGCCCCGCCUGACAGGAUGAGCGGCUCAGACGCGGGGCUGGAAGAGGAGCCGGAGCUCAGCAUCACCCUCACGCUGCGGAUGCUGAUGCACGGCAAGGAGGUGGGCAGCAUAAUUGGCAAGAAAGGAGAGACUGUAAAGCGAAUCCGGGAGCAGGGAGUGCCCUUGGAAGGUGGCCGUUCUACCCCGCCUGGGGCCUGGCGAGGAGGUGGAGAGCCCCACUGCCCCGUGCUUGUCCUGUACCUGCAGAGCAGCGCCCGGAUUACCAUCUCUGAAGGCUCCUGCCCCGAGCGCAUCACCACCAUCACAGGUUCUACAGCAGCCGUCUUCCAUGCUGUCUCCAUGAUCGCCUUCAAGCUGGACGAGGACCUUUGUGCGGCACCUGCCAACGGUGGGAAUGUGUCCAGGCCGCCAGUGACCCUGCGCCUUGUCAUCCCUGCCAGCCAGUGCGGCUCACUGAUUGGGAAGGCUGGCACCAAGAUCAAGGAGAUCCGAGAGACCACGGGGGCCCAGGUGCAGGUGGCGGGGGACCUGCUCCCCAACUCCACAGAGCGCGCUGUAACCGUGUCAGGGGUUCCCGAUGCCAUCAUCCUGUGUGUGCGCCAGAUCUGCGCUGUCAUCCUGGAGUCCCCACCCAAAGGAGCCACUAUCCCCUAUCAUCCAAGCCUCUCCUUAGGCACCGUGCUUCUCUCUGCCAGCCAGGGCUUCUCCGUCCAGGGUCAGUAUGGGGCUGUGACCCCAGCUGAGGUCAGCAAGCUGCAGCAGCUGUCGGGCCACGCAGUCCCCUUUGCCUCACCCAGCAUGGUGCCAGGACUGGAUCCAGGCACGCAGACCAGCUCGCAGGAGUUCCUGGUUCCCAACGACCUGAUUGGCUGCGUGAUCGGGCGCCAGGGCAGCAAGAUCAGUGAGAUCCGGCAGAUGUCAGGGGCACAUAUCAAGAUUGGGAACCAAGCGGAGGGCGCUGGCGAGCGGCAUGUGACCAUCACUGGCUCGCCAGUCUCCAUCGCCCUAGCCCAGUACCUCAUCACUGCCUGUCUAGAAACGGCCAAGUCUACCUCUGGGGGGACACCCGGCUCGGCCCCCGCAGACCUGCCUGCCCCUUUCUCGCCACCCCUGACGGCCCUGCCCACAGCUCCCCCAGGCCUGCUGGGCACGCCCUAUGCCAUCUCCCUCUCCAACUUCAUCGGCCUCAAGCCUGUGCCCUUCUUGGCUCUGCCACCUGCCUCCCCAGGGCCACCGCCGGGCUUGGCGGCCUACACUGCCAAGAUGGCAGCGGCCAACGGGAGCAAGAAAGCGGAGCGGCAGAAGUUCUCCCCCUACUGAGGCUGGCUGAGGCCCAGGCGUGGGGGCAGGCAGGACUGCGGUAGGGGGCUGCCUCUGUACCCUACCUGCCCAAGGAGACUCCAUCCUGGGGUCCCAAAGGCCGCUAAUGCCCAGACGCAUGGAUGCACCCCCACCCGGCCCCGGUCCGUGGGAGCGCCUUCUCUCAGAGGGGUCAGUGUCCGGCCCAGGCUCUGGGAGCUGCGGCAGCCCCCGAGGUAGGGGGCUCUGGCCCCUCUGGCUUUGUACUUGGAUGCAGGGAGCAUCCUUAGUGCCCCCACUCUGGGAGUCACUCGUGUACUCCCUACCCCUCAGGGCUUCCCAGCCUACUGCCCCCUGUGGGGAUCAGGGAGGAGGGCUGGGGGGUUGCUGGGGGCCAUGCUUCUCUCCCCACCUCCCUGCAGAUUCCUGCUGCUUCCACUGAUAACCCUUUUGACUGGAACGGACUGGCUGGGUUUAGCAGAGGGCAACUCAAAGAGGGGGUGCCGCCAGGCAGCUGGGGGAGUGGCAUGGGGGCAGGGGCCGAGUUCGCAGCAGCAGACACUGUACAGUUUUUUCAAUCCCUGUUUUUGAAUAAAUAUUCUGAGAGACCAGGAA
Messenger RNA from Manis pentadactyla (Chinese pangolin), 2153 nucleotides. It is a transcript of the gene PCBP4, whose product is annotated as poly(rC) binding protein 4. The transcript has 13 exons. Gene Ontology annotation, molecular function: mRNA binding. Bases 255 to 1559 code for a protein of 434 amino acids. Gene Ontology annotation, biological process: negative regulation of mRNA splicing, via spliceosome. Lineage: Eukaryota; Metazoa; Chordata; Mammalia; Pholidota; Manidae. The record is from RefSeq and is a predicted model, not a curated record. Gene Ontology annotation, cellular component: cytoplasm; nucleus.